CACUACCGUAACCAGAGGCGUCUGGGAGAUGCAGCUAAGAAGGCCAUCAGUAAACUCCAGGUCAGGACCAUCAAGAAGGGCGACUGGGAGACGGAGUCAGACUUUGAUAACUGUGCCGUGUGUAUCGAGGGCUACAAGCCAAAUGAUGUGGUCAGGAUACUACCCUGCAGACAUCUGUUCCAUAAGAACUGCGUGGACCCCUGGCUGCUCGAUCACAGGACCUGUCCCAUGUGCAAGAUGAACAUCCUCAAAGCCCUGGGCAUCGCUUUAAAUGCAGACUGUCUGGAUGACGUGCCAUUGGACUAUGAGAUGAUGAGUGUGGGUGGUGGUGGGGGGGUCGGGGGUCUGGGCCUAGAGGCUGUGGUGUCGGGAGGGUCCAGUGACGGGACCCUCAGUGAGGGGGGGUCGGUGGUUCUAGACCCGGGGGUGCGGAGAGUGGGGCUCCCCCAAGACUACCACGACCCAGACUCUCUGAGGGAUAGUCCCAUUACUGCUACUACUGAGACACAUACAGGUGAGUUCCAGCCCAUGACCAGCAGUGCGUCCGUGGCGUCCCUGGUGAUCGCCGUGGAAACGGGGCUGUCGGACGAGGAACUGUCACUAGAACAACUAACCCCUCCUGGGGACAACAAGUUCUGAGGCCACAGGGCCUAACUGGGGCCAGAAACAUGACUGCACCGGGGUAAGUCUGGUUUAGCCUGGCCCUGGGACAAAUCUAACCUGGGACAGAGGAUGGAGACAUACCCGCAGGCUAAGAUUUUACUUGGACUACUUGGCUGCAUGUAUGGACCUACCGGUCUAUGGCUACCUGGGAUGGACCUACCGGUCUAUGGCUACCUGGGAUGGACCUACCGGUCUAUGGCUACCUGGGAUGGACCUACCGGUCUAUGGCUACCUGGGAUGGAUCUACCUGGAUAAACUGAUCUGGGAUGGGAUUCCAUGUAGUGGCUCACCUCGUACCUACAUGGAGAAUAGACGAUGGUGUAUGGUCCCCUGUCCUGUCUGGAUUAUGGAGCUGUAACUACAGUAUGGAGUUAAAGGUAUGACUGUACACCUUUCUGAGGUAUUGACUUGGUUGGUUGGUUACCUGGGGGGGGUAUUCUGGGUGUCAUGGAGCUGUUCCUUGGAGCCCAGGUAUGGAUCUGGAGCAACGUGUUUCACAGUAACAGUUCUGAUCACGCGCUGACCAAUAUGGAAACAACGGGACCUUGGGAUCUUAUAAACCACAGCUGUGAAACGGGAUCCUGUCCACGAGCACACAGAGACACACAGUACUAUUGUAGCUUACAUGACACUAGGUUCACUCAAUACUACUGAAACACGACAACAACCGGUG
Molecule: messenger RNA, 1336 nt
Organism: Salvelinus namaycush (lake trout)
Lineage: Eukaryota; Metazoa; Chordata; Actinopteri; Salmoniformes; Salmonidae
Product: RING finger protein 150-like
Exons: 5
Source: RefSeq, a predicted model, not a curated record